AUGAAGAGCGACCCGAAGCGAAACACAGAAUGGCUUUACAUUUCUGCUUUAAAGCAUGUUGAAACUGUUUCCAAUCACCUCAUUGAACCCACUGAAGGGCCAGUGGCCUCGGCUGUCAGUGAUUUCUCUGUGGUGUGCUCAUACAAUUGGUCUGGCGCCUAUGAGCCGACGAUCUUUGUGCCUGGCGCACCUGCCAAGUACAAGAAGCCUUCCCUUCCGCUCAAACUGAAGUCUGACCACGGCAUCCAAUACGUGGAUCACAACGUCUACAGGAACCUUGUGAUGCCAUUCGAACCGAUGAUGAGAGCAGCCAGCAUCAUGAAUCCAUCGGCCAACUUCGACAACGUAGACAUCGUCAUUAGCCGGGGCGGCUUGCAAAGGCUUCUCGACUUCGGCAAAGGCAAAAGUCAGGAAUCUUUCAGGGUCGAGCUGAAUUUGGUCAACAACACACUAUUCGUCGCCUGGCGCAAGGAGAAGAAUAGUUUCAGAGUGUCUCGACUACCUGGGAAGGAAAGCUGGGGCCAUGCAUUUGAAGAUGCAUUCACAGAGUAUGACGCGGGUCUGGAGAGUUCUGUCUCGCACCACCGAGUUAUCCAGUACAAUAUUGGCGAGAUCAAGUGCAUCGUGCGUCAUGAAGUUGAUGGCGCUUACUAUGGGUCGGAUGAGGCCGAGGAGAAUGCACCAACAAACACUGAAGACGGCGAAACACCACCCAGUGCCACGAAAAAUGCAACCCUAACCGGGAAAGAGAGGAUUAGCAAGGAAACUCGAGCUAUCCAGAGGGGCCGAGAAGCUCCCCCUUCCUCGAUCCUGGAGCUCAAGGCUCGGCCAAGGAUGGAACCAUGGGAAGCAAUGAAUCAGAUGUACUUCGGAAGAACUCCCCACCUCAUAAUAGGUCAACACGAAAAGGGUGAGUUCACCAACGUUCGAACAGAGGACUGCGAGUCAAUGAUGGAGACAUGGGAAUGGUGGAACCACGAACCCCUGAAUAAGUUGGCUUACCUUCUCGGGUCAUUGCGAGAGAGGGUUAAAAAAGCGAUCGCAGAGGGUAAGCGAGCUUUUGCAAUUUACAAUACGAUGUGGGAUAAGACAGCGUUGGAGAUCUGGACCACAUUGAUGAGGCAGGCGCCUAUUCUGCAGAAGCUCGAGAGGAUGUUCUGGACCCCCGAAUGCAAUUUGUCAGUGAGGAGAUAUCCCCACCCAACUCACGGCGAGACUCAUCAACGAUUUGGACAGGGGAAGAAGCCCUGGCAGCAACGAAAGAACAAUUAG
Molecule: messenger RNA, 1272 nt
Organism: Colletotrichum phormii
Lineage: Eukaryota; Fungi; Ascomycota; Sordariomycetes; Glomerellales; Glomerellaceae
Exons: 2
Coding region: 1-1272 (423 amino acids)
Source: RefSeq, a predicted model, not a curated record